Molecule: messenger RNA, 573 nt
Organism: Gigantopelta aegis
Lineage: Eukaryota; Metazoa; Mollusca; Gastropoda; Neomphalida; Peltospiridae
Exons: 1
Coding region: 1-573 (190 amino acids)
Source: RefSeq, a predicted model, not a curated record
AUGGGCGGUGUAUGGGAACGAUUAAUUGGAGUUUCCAGGAGAAUUCUGGAAUCCAUGCUUAUUGAUGUUCAAACAUUAACCCACGAUGUGAUUGUGACGCUUAUGGCUGAAGUCACUGCUAUCAUCAACUCCCGGCCACUGGUUCCAGUCUCCUGUGAUCCCGAAGUACCUGAUAUACUCACACCGAUGACUAUUCUCACGCACAAGUUGGACACUGAGAAGCAUGAAGCUGGGAACAUAGAUAUAAAAGAUUUAUAUAGACAGCAAUGGAGACGCGUUAAACAUCUGGCCAAUGUUUUCUGGACGCGUUGGAGGAAAGAGUACCUGCAGACACUUCAAUCUCGCCGAAAGUGGUUAGACAAUACGGAUAACUUGAAAGUAGGCGAUGUAGUUCUGAUCAAAGACAAAGAUUGUACUCGAAUGGAUUGGCCAGUGGGACGUGUCGUCGAGGUAUUCCCCAGCCAAGAUGGGAAAGUGAGAAAAAUCGAGGUGGCCAUAAGCAGGAAUAGCAAACUUCACUACUGUAUCAGACCUAUUGUUGACAUAGUGCUUCUUGUGACGAAUGACAGUUAG